Messenger RNA from Agrilus planipennis (emerald ash borer), 2482 nucleotides. RefSeq names its product cubilin homolog (gene Neto). The record is from RefSeq and is a predicted model, not a curated record. Gene Ontology annotation, molecular function: protein binding. The transcript has 9 exons. Lineage: Eukaryota; Metazoa; Arthropoda; Insecta; Coleoptera; Buprestidae. Bases 504 to 2057 code for a protein of 517 amino acids.
CCGAACAGAAGAUCACGUCGACGACCUCGACGCUAGUCAGUUUCGCUUGCGACGCUUCGUCGUCAGGGUGUCGUCCGGUUCGUUUUAACGACGCGCGCGCCUAAACGUCGCGACCCAGAGCGUCGAAAAUGUAGCCGUGAAAAAAGUAUUUUAUUUAAAUAAAUUAAAUUAGAUAAUAUUAACAACAACAACAACAAUUAUAAACAUACGUGACGGACGGUGUAUUAGUUUUUGUUUAUUUAAUAUUUAUGUUAAUAAACCUGAUCUGCCCCUAUGUUUACAUACGAGAUGUGAACUAUAAUCUGCCACUUAAUUUUCAAUUGGGCUGAAACUUUUUUUUAAAUUUAAAUUGAAGUGACAAUAGCAAUUAUUGCAAUUGUAUUAUUGUGCAAUAAUACGAUAUUAUACACUGUGCGAAAAGUUUAGAAAUUAAUAAAAAGUGAUACAUAUGCCCUCGAGGUGGAAAACCCUGAAUGGAAGUGGAAUCCUAGACUUUUGCACUAAUGUUAUCAGCAAAAUGUUUAACUAUACCGCUAUUAUGGUUGACAACAAUAAUCAUAGUUUGCGAUUCCAAUCCAAAAGGUGCAGAUGAAUUUCGAAUUGAACCAUUUUAUGGAGGAGAAUUUAACCGAAAGGAGCUGACUACGAUUUUUCCCGAACUUCCCCAGGGAGACAUGGGCUUUUACCAACCAUUAGUGAGCUCAAACGAUCCUUGUGCACCGUUUGUCAACGUUAACCACAAGAAAAAGGAAUUCUUUAGUCCCGGAUAUCCAGACAGAUAUCCGAACAACACGGAAUGCGUUUUGGUAUUGGAAGCACCUCCUGGUCACAUAGUGAAGUUGGCCUUUAGGAAGAAUUUUAGUAUCGAAUGGAGUCUAGACUGCAAACACGAUUUCCUGGAGGUACGUGACGGUGCACACGGUUACGACAAGCUCCUGCACAAACCAUUCUGCGGUUCAGAGUUUCCAUCUGACGUUAUUUCAACCGACAGGCACCUGUGGAUUCAUUUCAAAUCCGACGACAGCAUCGAGGGCGCCGGUUUUAAAGUUGUCUACGAUUUUAUGCCGAGACCACCCUCGUUGAAAACGCCGGAGAAAAUGUAUUGUCGAAUAAAUCUAACAGGAGAGGAAGGCUUUUUUGGUUCAAAGGACGUGCCUCCGGAAAUUCGAGAAUUUACAAAAGAAAAUGAAAUGCCAAUUGAUUGUCUGUGGGUGAUUACAGUGAAAGAAACUAAAAAGGUUAAUGCAGAAAGUGGCUGCUAUGAUGACGAAUUUGAUUGUGACGAUACUACUUGUAUUGCUGAAGAACUAAGGUGUAACGACGUCAAUAACUGCCGUUUUAUGUUAGAUGAAGAAGAUUGCCAUGGUGGAAAUGGAGAAGGCCAGUCCGACGAGAACAUCAAUAUGAGCGAAGAGAAAAUGGUUAUCAUUAUGGUUAUAUUCUGUCUUAUUCUCUCGGGGAUGUGCUUUGCCUUCGUAUUCAACUGUGUCAAGAAACUCAUCAGGGACCACCAUACUAUACAGGAGCACAUUCGACAAAGCAGAGAACAACAAUUGAACGAACUUGGUAAACAAGAUUCUCUGGACAAAAAGCUCUCGAUGGAGCAUCGCUCUCAAUCUACUACGUCCCUCGACUCUCAACGGUUUGCUGCCGUGAACGCCAUAGUCCCGGACACAAACUGCUACGUCCCCGGGGGUGACUUGCUGCCAAUUCUCUUACGAAACGAGGGCAGUGCCACCCCUAACGGAAACACCUACAAUACUCAAACGGUUCGGACCUACGAUACCGAGAACGGAUCGCAACCGGAAAUGUGCGACAGCGCGUGCCAAACUAGGGAAAGUCUAUUUUUCCCGCACGAAUACAGUUCCGGGCAUAGCACACCUAAUCAUAGCUUAAAUUCCAAUUCUAAACCCAGUCCGCCGGCCCCAUUCAGCACGUUCGGCUAUAAGAAAGACAGCAAGUUUCGUGCAGAAGCGAAGAUCGAAGUUGAAGACAACCGAAGACCGUACAGCGUUCAAACGACCAAGUCCGCACCCGAUGUUAUCGUAACUCACUGACAUAUGCCGGAGGCCGAGUGGGAGCCGUACAAAAGGAGAGUCCCCCGGCAAUAUGUCAAUGCGAGAUGCGAAACUGUCCAAGUUAACGGAUCAGACAGUGACUGCAACCCUUUCUCAGUUACUGCCGAAACCCAAACGUUUGACGAAGAAUUUGAAAGUUAAGUCUCCGUCAAUUAAAACUUGGUAGGAACAUUUACUGAAUAGCUUCAAGAAAUAGAUAUAAUAAGAUCGGCGAAUCAUUCCCAAGUUCAUUUUUUGAUAUUAAACAUUGUUAGCCAUCUUAAGAAUAAACGAUCAAAAUUAUCAUGAAUCAAAAAAUACACGCAUGUACAGUACAAUCCGCCUAUAACAGGGGUCGGCAACCUUUUGAGUCGGAAGAGUCGAAAAUUACAAUUAACAAAAUUUCAAAUUUUUUAAACAUUUUC